Messenger RNA from Sodiomyces alkalinus F11, 1134 nucleotides. RefSeq lists its product as hypothetical. The coding region runs from base 1 to 1134 and encodes 377 amino acids. The record is from RefSeq and is a predicted model, not a curated record. Gene Ontology annotation, cellular component: mitochondrial crista junction; MICOS complex. Gene Ontology annotation, biological process: cristae formation. NCBI's taxonomy places the organism in Eukaryota, Fungi, Ascomycota, Sordariomycetes, Glomerellales, Plectosphaerellaceae. The transcript has 6 exons.
AUGGCUGAUGUGGAAGAGUGUCGAUAUGGGGACGUUUUCGGCCCGGAUAAGGUACCUUUGCCCACUACCAACAACCACGGGUUGAACGUCGCAGCGACCGAGGACAGCCUUCGUCGCUUCCAUCAUCCAAACGCUCUCCACUCCAGCAUCAACUCGCGCAUAUCGGUGACGACCAUGGGCUUCACAACCGGUCUCACCGGCGGUGUGACUGCUACAUUAGGUCUCGCCUACCUUGCCAUUUACACCCACCAACGCAACCGAGAGUACCAAUCCGAGAUUCUCCGUUCUCAAACCCGCGUCCUCGACUCUCUUCUCGAGCCAGUAGUUCCCAUACCUCCCCCGAGAAGAGCAGAGAUCGAGGCAGCCCGCCGCGCCAACCUCGUCGACACCGCCAAGGACCGCUGGAACUCCGAGGUGGCCAAUGCCGUGAACUGGGUCCAGCGCACCGACUGGACCGAGGUCCGCGAGGGGCUCGAGGAAGGCGUGGGAACGGCCUGGCGCACGGUAUUCGGAGGCGAGCCCUCGCAGCAAGCUGCGGCGGUCGUAGAACGCGUCGUCACGACCGGCGAAGAGGCGAAGGGAGCAUGGGAGCGCGCGCGGGAGAAGACCUUGGCUGCCGCCGAGGCCAGGGCUGCGGAGGCCAGGGUGGGGGCCGCGAAGAGGGUGGAGGAGCUUCAGAAGGCCGGCGAGCGGACGGCGACCGAGGUACGGGAGGCGGCUGCUGAAGCGGUUGACACCGGGAUAGAGAAGGGAGAGGCCCUGCUGAAUGGAGCCGCGGAGGCCAUGUCGGCACAGGUCAGCGGCGCUGCUGACCCUGCCUUGACUUCCGUUUCGCCAGUUGAGAAGGCACUACAGCAGCGAUAUGAGGCGAGACCCCGGGUGGAGAAGAAGAAUGUCCUCAGCGCGGCUUCCAUUGUCGGCGAGGGAGUUGGACGGCGCAUAUCUCAGUCGAGUGGGAUUUUUGGGUAUCCCCCAGUUUUCGGAUCUUGGUGUCUGGUCGCCACUGAGAACCCCAAGCUCAUCGACUCGACUCAUUUCUGUUCUUCUGCUUCCAAUUUAUGGCAAUCCCUCGCCAUCAAUAGCAUCACACGCAGCCUGAUCUUCGACCAAACUCACAACUUUCUCGAUGGGUAA